AUGAAGCGAUUAGUGAAAGUGGGGAAUGGGUUCAUUAACAAAUAUUUCCCAGGCACAUUUACGGGAGCUUUCAAAGCAGGGCGAGAUAUUGUGAAAAAUUCCGGUAUCAUAGGACUGUAUCAGGGUCAUUCCGUCACAUUACUCAGGAUUUUCCCUUAUGCGGCUAUCAAAUUUGUGGCCUACGAACAAUACCGAGCGGUCCUUAUGCCGACCAAGGCGCGUGAAAGUUCUGCAAGACAAUUCGUGGCAGGUUCAUUAGCGGGUGUGACUUCGGUUCUUUUCACUUACCCUUUGGAUUUGGUGCGUGUGCGUAUGGCGUAUGAAGUCAAAUCAUCAAAGAAGAACCGCAUUGGCCUUUUGGCGAUCAUCAAACAGAUCUAUAAUGAACCGGCGGCUGUACAACAAAAAGUGUUUGGGGGGAAGAUUCAGAAUUUCUAUCGUGGAUUUUUACCUACCGUAGCAGGCAUGAUACCGUAUGCUGGCGUUUCGUUUUGGACGUACCAUAUUGUGACGCGGUUCGCUCGAUACCACCCAUAUGCCACGCCAUAUACACGUGCAUCGACCUAUUACGAUUUUGAUCCUCUGCGAGACGAUCUGACGCCACAUCAGCAACGGUUGGUCAAUAAACCGCCACUGAAAGCGUGGGCCGAAUUGGUGUGUGGUGGAUUGGCAGGAUUAGUAGCACAGACAAGCAGUUAUCCGUUGGAGGUUAUUCGAAGACGAAUGCAGGUGGGCGGUGUGCUGGAUCCCAACAAAUUUGUCGGUUUCUGGGAAACCGCAAAAGAAAUUUACCGACUCAAAGGAUUCAAGGGGUACUAUGUUGGCCUAAGUAUCGGUUAUAUCAAAGUCACCCCCAUGGUCGCCGUCAGUUUUGCCGUCUACGAACGAAUGAAGCGCGUUUUGGAGAUUGAUUAA
Messenger RNA from Radiomyces spectabilis, 915 nucleotides. Its product is annotated as mitochondrial carrier domain-containing protein. NCBI's taxonomy places the organism in Eukaryota, Fungi, Mucoromycota, Mucoromycetes, Mucorales, Radiomycetaceae. Gene Ontology annotation, biological process: transmembrane transport. The transcript is spliced from 4 exons. The coding region runs from base 1 to 915 and encodes 304 amino acids. The record is from RefSeq and is a predicted model, not a curated record.